AUGCGCGUGCUCACCGUUUCGGGCACCUUCAGCGUCGUCCACGUCCAGCAACCACCACCAGCUGGUUCUGGUUCUGGAGAUGAUGAUUCAACCGUCGCCGACGCGGCAUCGGACGACGAAGCUGCAGUCGUCUACCGGCUGACGGCAGCCUCCCGCUUCCUCGUCAGCGACGAGGUGAGCUCGGCGACCUUGGCUCCCUUCGUGAGCCUGGCGCUCUACCCUAUCGCUUCCUCCCAGCAAGCCGUUGGCUUGUGCGCGUGGUUCCGGCUGGAGCAGAACGAUCCGUCCCCGUGUGGCCUGACGUUCAACCCAACAUUCCCGACGUUCUGGGAACACGCUAACGACAUAAACGCCUUACUGAACAAAGGCAUGGUCUCGGACAGCCGCUUCCUGAUGCCAAUCAUGCUCAGGGAGUGCGGCGAGGUGUUUCGUGGGAUCGACUCAACUCGUUGGUCGACGUCGGCGGUGGGCAUGGCGGCGCCGCCACUGCCAUCGCCGCUUCCUUCCCGCAUCUCAAGUGCAGCGUGCUUGACCUCCUGCACGUCGUCGCCGGUGCUCCUCCAUCCGAUACCAACGUGCACUUGGUCGCUGGCGAUAUGUUUCAGAGUAUUCCGCCGGCAACCGCUGUUUUCCUCAAGGUAA
Miscanthus lutarioriparius is the source of this 642-nucleotide messenger RNA. The record is from the annotation of a GenBank genome assembly. Lineage: Eukaryota; Viridiplantae; Streptophyta; Magnoliopsida; Poales; Poaceae.